AUGCGUCUUAGUACUGGAUCGUUUUAUUGCCAUCGUUCAUCCUCUAAAAUACAUCACUUUCAGACUCGCUGUCGAAUUAUCCGAAUUAUUUUCUUCUCUUGGGUUAUACCAGUUAGUUUUUACGCGCUAAAGAUUACCCUUUAUUAUAUAGACACGAGUGUUUUACUGGAAAAUAUUGCACUCGUAAAAUUCAUAAAAACUACAUCAGGGACCCGAGUGGUUUAUUUUCCAUAAUCUCACACGUGAGUUUAUCGAUGACGUAAUUUCUGUCAUUUCCCUCUAUUAUUUUAUCGAUGUCUUUUUGUCUAUAUAAUAAAAAGAACAUUACUCGGCGGCUUGAAGAUAUGAAUUUUAUUUUCUCGUGGCAAAAACAAUAUUUUAGUCACUCGCUGCGCUCGUUCGUAAAAUAUUGUUUUGUCACUCGAAAAUAAAAUUCAUAUCUUCGCGCCACUGUGUAAUAUCCUCUAUUUAUAUGUUUUAUUUCAAAACAAUACCUGUCCCUGUCCCUGUCCCUGUCCCUCUUAUUUGGCUGACAAUAAUUUCCGAGUUUCUUCCAUGUGUUCUGUUAACACUCUGCUUUGCAUCAAUGAUAUUUCACGUACGCAGGCAUGAUCGGUCAGCACGCACCUUAGCAAAACAGUUACGUUUUAACCAUCAGAUGUCGUUUAAAAUCCUCCACGAGAAGUCUGCAGUAAUGAUGAUGGGUCUUGUGAUAGGAGUGUGUCUUGUUUGCUAUGGGAUGCAUCUGCGUUGGCGCUGUGUUUUAAAGAAAAUAACAAAGUAAACUAAAGCCUACCACGGACGUGCGUAACUCAUUAUUGUAGGAUGCAAGUCUUUAAUGAACGAGUGUGAAAGGCUUAAGCAAUUCAGUAAAAGACUGAUAAAUGUGUGAGGCUUAUACUCAAAGCGAAUUGAAAUUUGGAAAAAAAGGCGCAUUAGGAGAGAAAACAAGAACCUUUGGACCCUCAGAGAAUACAAAAUACGAGGGAAUUAGGACUUAGGACCAAGGUUCACAGGUGGUGUGAGACGCAAGUUCUUAUUGGAUGGAACUUUUUAGUUUCACGUCAUGAGAGUAUAACUUUGUGUUCAUACCACGCUACCAAAGCCCGCUUUGCUUCACUUGCUCGAUUUUGGCAUACUCGAGCACGACGCUGCAUCAAUCGAGUAACAAAGGUAGCGUGAGCAUGUGCUGCUUGUUGCUUGGAUAUAGUUUGGAACCCAGGCUUAAUAGCCGUGCGCUUUGUACAGUGGAAUCACCGGUUAUGACCAUCAGUUUGUUAAUUUCAGACUGAAACGGAUGCUCACACUCUGGAUACCAAUUUGACGAGAGAAAACAAGAUUGACAAGUUCAAAAGUUCGAGGUUCGGUGACCUCAUAAGGCUUGGCGCCAAUUUUCCUCCGCACUGAGGUUGUUCGCUCAAUAGUCUUCGUAAUCAACUCUGUUAACGGCGAUAGAUUCCUAGAAUUUACCCAAACCGAACUGAAAGAUUAACUGUUCGAUAUUAUUGUUAUAUGAAGUAAUUUCCUUGUUGAGAAAAACACAAGGAAAUGUAGUAGUUUUGUAAUCUUUCCGUGCAAGUCUAUUUCAGCUCAGUCCUGAUGGUGUGACUGAAGUUAAAAUGAUAAAAUCGUGUUAAGUGUAAAAUGACUUGUUAUGGAGAAAGAAAAGGUAGCUAUCAAAUGUGUCACCUUUUUCGCCCCGGUUACACGAACGUGAGGCUAAUUUUCCUUUAAAUUCCGCAGAAAUCAUGACAAAGAAAUUAAUAUUGGUUGCUAAGGAAGCCCAACUGGAGCGACGAGUUGCUUGUGGCUGGAACGAUAUUAAAAUCGUUGCAUGCCCAAUGGCCGGCCUUUUAAUUAUUAAUGCACCUUUGUUGUAAUUUGUUGUAGACCUGUCGCAAUUUGUAAGAAAUAUGUCGGCCGAAAUUUAGGCUAAAGAGAAGGUACAUUUUUUUUAAUCAGCUAAGGUUUCGGUUAAUUCCAUCUGUUAGAACUGACAGGCCAGACUGGUUUAGUUGUAAAGAGAAUUUAAAUAAAGAUCCAGUCAGAUCAGAGCUAUUUAGAUUAAGAUCGGCAAUGUUGGAGUGUCCCUUUCCAUUUGACAAAAUUGUUGUCUCAAAUACGGCUCUUUUGUAGGAACAAAAACCAUUUGGUCGGGUCAACUCGAUGUAGUUCCACUGGGCAGGCAGAAUUUCCAACAUUUUAACCGGAAUUUUUGUUGUAUUGGAAGCGCCCAUUGGCUUUCAAUUACAGCACGCAACUAUCCUCAUUUUCCUACCAACUGUGUUAUUAUAGCUCGGUCAGUUACCUACUGCGCAUGCAAAACACAUAAUUAUUAGAAAUUACCAAGUUUAUGACAAAGUAGGACAAUAAAAAGGACUUCUGUCUAGUAACAUACAUCUGCCAGAGAAUAGCUCACAACCUCCUGACAUUUUUGCGAAGAGGAUAUUUUUCUUUUAUCUGUAGUUAAUAAGUACGGAUGGAGACCUGGUUUUGGAUUCUUGGAUGGGUUCUUUCGUUUCUUGCCAUCACUGGAAAUGGAUUUAUAAUCUUCCUCGUCUGCAGCAGACGAAAUCUCCGCACCAAAACCAACGCGUUUAUUGUUUCACUUGCAGUAGCGGAUUUCUGUGUUGGUUUGAGCGUUGUUCCUUCUUUGUUCGCAUGCGACGUUACAAGCACCUGUGACUGGCCUCAGGUUUUUCUUUCAUGGAAAGAUGUCGUAAGGUGGCUGUUUAGCUACUUGUCUGUUUUAAACUUGUGUUCUCUGGUGCUCGACCGUUAUAUCGCCAUCGUAAAGCCUUUUAAGUACUUAACUUUUCUGAGUCGAUCUCGUGUUAUUCAAGUGAUAACUUCCUGUUGGAUAGCGUCAUUUACGUUGGUUGCGUUCAAGACCGCACUUCGGCUUUGCUGUGAGACCCCUCUGACCAGUAUCGUUGCAGUUGUGGUUUUAAUGAUUUCCAUGGAAAUCGUUCCAUGCGUUCUGCAGAUACUCUGUUUUGUGUCAAUGUUAAUUCAUGUAAGGAAACAUGAUCGGUCAGCAUGCACCCUAGGACGGAUAUCUUUUAAAACCCAUAACGAGAAGUCUGCAGUAAUAAUGAUGGGUAUUGUGAUAGGAGUGUUUGUUGUGUGCUACGGAAUAUACUUACGUUGUAGUUUAGUAGUACUAUCCGACACAAAAGCAUCAUGUAAAGAUGAUCAAUACAAAAUUCCUGUAUUGGUUUUAAACUCGGCCAUUAACCCAAUGUGUUAUGCUUUUUUCAAAAGAGACAUAAAGAAAGAGUUUAAAAGGCUUAUCAGUCAGGUGGUUUUUUUUAAGCGGAAAAGUAACCGAGUAGAGCCUUCCACUUGA
Porites lobata is the source of this 3349-nucleotide messenger RNA. NCBI's taxonomy places the organism in Eukaryota, Metazoa, Cnidaria, Anthozoa, Scleractinia, Poritidae. The record is from the annotation of a GenBank genome assembly.